AUGCCAUCAUUUUUCUGCAUUCCACUAGCAUGUAAUCGACAAAUAGACUCGCUCGAUCGUCGGCAAAACAACCUUCAGGCUGUACCUCAUGAUAUUGAUCGUUAUCGCGGUCUCGAAGAGCUGCUAUUGGCGAUGAAUCAUAUCAAGGAGUUGCCAAAGACUCUUUUUCGGCUCACAAAGCUCCGUCUGCUGGAUUUGAGCGAUAAUGAUAUUUUCUGCGUUCCCCCUGAAAUCGCUUCAUUAUCCAACCUCGUAGAGCUGAAUCUUAGUAGAAAUGAUAUUUCCGAUUUACCUGAACAAUUAAAGGAAUGUAAAAUGCUCAUGAUUUUGGAUUUGAGUUCAAAUCCAAUCACGAGAUUGCCGGAAACAAUAGCCCAUUGUGUUUCACUGACUCAUCUUGGUUUGAAUGACGUGUCGUUAACUCAGCUUCCAGCUGAUAUAGGGCAGUUGGUCAAUCUUCGAUCAUUAGAAGCUCGCGAUAAUCUUAUCCGAUCACUGCCGACAAGUAUUACACAGUUGAAAAAUCUACAAGUAGUGGACCUUGGUCAGAAUGAACUCGAUCAGCUGCCAGCUGAAAUGGGUUGUUUGGAAUCAUUGCGAGAGUUAUACAUUGAUUCGAAUGAUUUGGAAACCCUCCCUGAGCAAAUCACGAAGUGUCGGCUUUUGGAACAGCUGGACGCAAGUGAGAAUCGACUCUGCACUUUGCCUGAAGAAUUUGGGGACCUAUCAGAGUUGACUGACGUCAAUCUUUCGGACAACGAAUUGCAAACGAUUCCAAAUUCAAUAGGACGUUUGAAGAAGCUCACUAUAUUGAAGCUUGACAAAAAUCACAUUCAUCAAUUGACGCAAUCAAUUGGGAGCUGUGAUCAGUUAACGGAGCUUUUUCUAACCCAUAAUUUAUUGCAGGAGCUGCCAUCGUCGAUUGGAAAUUUACGUAAUUUGAAGAAUUUGAACGUAGAUCAAAACAAACUCACUGCUCUACCAACAACGAUAGGUGGUUGCACAUCGCUGACGGUGUUAUCAUUAAGAGAGAAUGAAAUUACCGAAAUUCCCAUGGAUAUCGGGAAAUGUGAAAGGUUAACGGUACUUGAUUUGUGCAAUAAUCGGCUAAGCCAUCUGCCAUUCACUAUCAAUGUUCUGUUCAAACUUCAAGCGCUUUGGUUGAGUGAAAACCAAUCACAAGCAAUGUUGAAACUACAAGUUGAACGUGAUCCUCGUACUGGUGUAAAAGUGCUUUCAUGCUACUUGUUGCCACAGCUUAGUGCUCAUCCUCAGAAUGAUCGUUCUGGUCAAAAUCGAGCGUUUGUGGGCGGUCCCAAAGUGCACUUCCCCGAUCAAGAUGCCACGGUGGAUGAUGAGAAGCUGCCAAUUGGACAGUUUGAACGUCAUGACACACCUCAUCCGAAACCGCAAAAGCUGAAGAAGAGCAGCAUAGAUGGGCAUGUUAUUCACCAUGAUGGGCAGACUCCGAAUCAGCCGGUGACCUUAGCAUUAAGCAAGAAACCUGGAAGUAGCAUCGAUACCUCGCCAACCAGUGCUCCACAACCGGCUCCACGUUCUGCACUGAAGUUCCAAAGUGUUCCACCCACGGAGUACGAACCAGAACACAACGCUUCUGCCGUUCCUGUUCAUGAGACGCAGGUAGUGGACCGCGGGCAGUAUGUUGCAUUGAAUAGUGUGUCAACUGGCUUAUUGCUCUUUUUGAAUUUCAAUACUGCUUGA
Cooperia oncophora is the source of this 1722-nucleotide messenger RNA. The record is from the annotation of a GenBank genome assembly. NCBI's taxonomy places the organism in Eukaryota, Metazoa, Nematoda, Chromadorea, Rhabditida, Trichostrongylidae.